UCCGCGUGUCGGCUGGGUGCCAGCGAGCUUGAUUCGCUUAGACCCCAGCUUGACGAGGCCAAUGUACGACUCGUCGGUAUCGGCCUUGAAGAUCUCGGAGCUCAGGAGUUUUUGGAUGGCGGGUUUUGGAAAGGAGAUCUUUUCAUAGAUCAACAACAAAAAAGCUACCAAGGACUUGGUUAUAAGAAAUACAGCUUGAUGAGCAUUAUGAAGGCUGUCUUCUCAGCUAAAACUAGAGCUGCACUUUCGAGGGCAAGUGAUAAAAAUAUUAAGGCUAACAUGAAAGGAGAGAAGCUGCAAAUUGGAGGAACUCUUAUCAUCGGAAAAGGAGGAGAAGUACUAGAAGAUUUCAAGCAGGAAGCCCCUGGUGACCACAUACCUCUCCAGACUGUACUGAAUGCCUUUGGCAUCAAAGCAGAGGCACCAAAGACCGAUGGGGCCGAAGGUGGGGCCGUCGUAUGCAACGAUGAUGUAUGCCAAAUGAAGUAAAA
This is a messenger RNA of Lytechinus variegatus (green sea urchin), 491 nucleotides long. Its product is annotated as prostamide/prostaglandin F synthase-like. The record is from RefSeq and is a predicted model, not a curated record. The annotation marks the transcript as partial. NCBI's taxonomy places the organism in Eukaryota, Metazoa, Echinodermata, Echinoidea, Temnopleuroida, Toxopneustidae. The transcript has 4 exons.